Acaromyces ingoldii is the source of this 4524-nucleotide messenger RNA. RefSeq lists its product as hypothetical. Gene Ontology annotation, cellular component: plasma membrane; eisosome filament. Gene Ontology annotation, biological process: eisosome assembly; negative regulation of protein kinase activity; endocytosis. Lineage: Eukaryota; Fungi; Basidiomycota; Exobasidiomycetes; Exobasidiales; Cryptobasidiaceae. The transcript has 2 exons. The record is from RefSeq and is a predicted model, not a curated record. Bases 153 to 4334 code for a protein of 1393 amino acids. Gene Ontology annotation, molecular function: lipid binding.
GUUGGUUUAGGAAGAGAAAGAAGGCAUACCACUACUAGCCAGCCAGCCCCCGUCAUUUAGCGCAUUUUUACCUCUCGUCAUCCCUCAUCCCACUACUCUUCUUCAUCACCUGCUUUACCUCCCUCUUUCGUUGGCGUUGAAGCUUCACAGGGAUGGCGUUGAGCGGCGCAGCAGGAUUCGUGUCGCGGCCCCACGCGGCGUCGGACAGCCGUCUGCUGACGAACCUGAUCAAGACGGAGCGCACCUACAUCCAGCACCUCCACGCCUCGGUCUCGUCUGGCCAUGCCGCCAGCGCUGCGCUCUCGGCCUGGGGCACGAGCGAGGCGCCCGACAUUUCCGACGCCAGCGCGCGCCUCGGCUCGCUGCUGGCCGCCUGUGCCGACGUGCAGAGCACGCAUGUAGCGGCCAUCGAGGGCUACCGCGCUGCGCUCAAGGACGUCGCCGACCGCGAGGCAUCGAUCCGGAGCGUGGUCCGCGACCGCGACAUUCUCGUGGGCCGGCUCAUCAAGGCGAGCAACAAGGCCGCCUCGUCGUCGCACUCCAAGUCGCCCGAGGAGCGCGCCGAAAAGGUGGCCGUGGCCCGGCGGGAGCUGCACGCCUGCGAAGAGGUCCUCGCCAGCGAGGAGGCAGCCCUCGUGGGUGUCAAGCGGCGCACCUUCAAGGAGGCCCUGACGAUGCGCAUGAAGACGAUGGGCGACGCUGGUGCAGCCAUGGUGGAUGCCGCCAAGGAGGCCAUCCUCCUCCUCGACUCGUUUGACUCGACUGCCCGGCAGCACUACCCGCACCCGUACGACGCCGAAGACGGAUACCAGCAGUACCAGGACCAGGACCAGGACCAGGAGGGCCAGCAUCACCAAUACGACCUGGAGCAGCCGUCAGAGGACAGCCAUGCGACGUGGCGGCAGAUGCAGAGCAUGCAGCAGCACCAGCACCAGCAGCAACAGCAGCAGCACGUGCACGCUCACGGACACGAGGCAGACAGCGAUGACCGGCUUCCGGUCAACCAUCCUGCGUUUGAAAACUCGUCGGUGACGCCCUCGCAGUCUGCGUCGCAGGUCAACCAGCAGCAGUACUCGCGACCACUGGGAGGUAUGCAUGCUCCUUACCCCUCCCGUAUCGGCGAGGAGGCCUCCCAGCGGCACCGCGGCCGUGGCAACGACGACGAGGACGACGACGAUUCGGACAGCGACUGGGAUGAGGGUCAUCAACGAGGAACAGGGACACCCAUACCCCCUCCCCAUCAGAUCGGCCGUGACAUGGCGACGUUUGUGCCAGAGCAGCCGCAGGCACAGCCGCAGCAGUCGCGCGAACGCAACAACCGGCCCGACAUGCACACGCAGCUGCCACCGAACGACCCCACGCACAAUGUCACGCCUGGACCCACGCCACCGGCAAAGGAGGAGCGGCCGCUUUCUCGAACAACACCCACGUCGAAGCAGGCCAAGGCAGCCAGGGCACCUGCGCGCGACGUCAAUGUGGUGCCGAUGCCCGAGGUCCCCAUGGCGCCGCGGCUGAAUCUCGACGGCGUCAAUCUGGGCCCUGUGCCUUUGGCACCCAAGCUGUACAUGCCUGGCGCCUCGUCGGGCAACCAGGACGAGUCUGACUCUUCGGCCGACGAGGCAAACGGCCGAGGAACCGUCGCUCACCGUGGCGGCGGCGGCGGCGGUGGAGGAAGCUUUCGAAUGCGGCCUUCGGUGGCCCAUGCUGCUGCCGGUGGCCACUCAUUUGACAGCUCGGCCUCUGGCACGGCCCGGCAGGACCGCGAUGGAGCAAGGGCGCGCAAGGGAAGCGGAAGCGGCGGCUUCUUUGGACGCAUGGGCAAGCUCUUCAAGACGGACAUCAAGGGAGAGCCUGCCACGGCAGCAGCAGCAGCAGCCGAGGGCGACGGUCGAUCGCGCAAGACGUCGUCCUCGGCCUGGGAGACGCGGACCGAUGCCAAUCUGCGUGGUGUCCGACAGAGCAACCAGGCUGACGACGGCGUCGAGCGGGCUCGGCGAAGGCAGAAUCUCCUGCGCGGACCGAUUGGAAGCGUCGAGCAGGACAGCAGCGACGAAGAGGACCAGCGCGACCUCGUCCGCCACGUCAACCAGCCACGGCCUCUGUGGCAGACGGACCAGACCAACUCUGACGUCGGCAUUGGCUCCCGGCUGACUGGCAUCGGCAAGCGUGCGAGCCUGCGCAGGAUACCGAGCAGUGCAAGCGUCACCGCCGGUCCCAAGAGCUGGAAGGCCAAGCAGGAAGAGGAGGAGCAGGCCAGGCGUGCCGUCAUUGGCACUGGCUUUGCCGGCUCGGCGACGGCGGCCGCGCCUGCGCCAGGAGCGCCCGAGGCCGGGUCUCUCAAGAAAAAGGGCACCGUGACCAAGAAGAAGAAGAAGCAGCCGACGCCAUCGCAAGAUGGAGGCAGCGAGAUCGGCACCCAGGCCACGCGGACCCGCUCGACGGCCGCCUCGGUCAAGCCCAAGCGCUCCUCGGUCAUUGUGCCGGGCGACGCCUCAGCGGGUGUGCGGCGCAGCGAGAGUCUCAACUACGGAUCCAAGGGGCGAGCAUCUGGCGCAGCCGCUGGCGACAAGGUGGCAAGGAGGACGUCGAAGCGCAUGAGUGCAGUCGCGCCCGGCGACCUCGAGGCAAAAUUCAACACGAGCUCCUGGGUGACCAAGAGCACCGAUUAUAUGCCUGAAGAGGCACCCGUCCGAGCAGCAGCAGCAGCAGCGGCGGUGGCGGCUCCUCCUGCGGCAAAAGCGCCGAAUGCAGCGCCGACGUCGCAUCCAGCCCAGGCACAGCCACCGCAGCCCCAGCAGCAACGCGAGGGAAAGGACAGUCACCCUCGCCAUGUGCCGCAACCGUCGGCAGCGACGAGCCCGCCACUCAAGCCGGCCUUGAAGGUGCCCGGGGGAGCCGCGGAUCUCAUGCGUACAGGGAGCAUCUCGAGCAGCAUUGGCGGUGGACGCAGCAGCCCGAUGCCCGUCUUGCCUCCGCCCAUCUCGGCUCCUCCGCCUGUCACGAGCCUGUCGAUCAAUCAACUGGCUUCGGCACCGGCACCUGCACGUGCACCUGCACAUGCCAGCCUCGGUGUCGAUUCCACCAUUGACGGCACGGGCCACCUAGACGUCGAGCUGGGCAAGAGCGACUCCAACAAACCGGCGACGCCCAGCCAGCUGAAGCGAAGCUCGGUGCCCGUCCCACGCAUCGAUAUGCCCGCCUCGGAGCCGUUCAAGCUGGACCUCGACGAGAGGGGCAAGCCCACUACGCCGAGCCGCAGGACGCCACUCGCCGAAGCAGGCAGGGUCUCGCCGGCGCUCAUGACGCCGGGAGAGGCGUCGGCCUACCAGCAGUUCCUCACCAACAACCCUGGCCCUGCCGAGGCGCCGUCGGCGAUGACGACUAACACCGACGGCGUGCGACGCUUUGUCGACCGGAGCACAAAGCUCGGCAGUGGCGUGGGCUCCCCGCCAAGACCUGCUCCUGCUGCUGCUGCUCAGACUCUUUCGACGCCGACAAAGACGAGCAGGACUUACGGUGCUGGCCUUGGCGACGACAGCAGCGACAGCGACGACGGUGGAGCGGCUGCCACCACCGCUGCUCCCACUGCUGCUGCUUCUGCUGCUCCUGCAGCCCAGGCAUCGACUGGCGCAGCUACCGCCAACCCAGCCACGAGCAACCUGUCUGCGGCGCCAGCCAAUGUCGCCACGAGCGACACCUCUGUCGACGCUGGCAGCGGCGUGAGCAGGAGAAAGAGCGUGCGAAUGGCGCCCGACGUCAAGCUGCCGCCCGAGACACCGACCGAAGACCACUCGUUUGACUCGGCAUUCAACAACAACAGCAAAAAGUCUUCCUCCUCACAUCAGCGCCACUCCUCGACUGACCAACCCGGCGCCACCCUCUCUGCGAGGAUUGCACCCCCACCUCCUGCGCCGCCGCGCAUCCACCAGUCCAAGGACUACUCGCCCGUCGAUCUGGGAGCGACACCGCGGGAGAGGCAAGGGUGGGCGACGAGAAUUGGCCGCUCGACGGCCGACGACAGCGACAGCAGCGACGACGAGGGCCGCGGCGGUGCGGGCGAGCAGGGCGCCGACAGCUACGCCAGUGCCCGACAGGCAUUCAACAUGGCCAGCCGCUCCUGGGGCAAGGCCACGGGAAGCAGCAAGCAAGCCUCGACGACAAAGAAAGGGGCAGGCACCGAGUCUGUCGCUUCGACCACGGGCUCGAUUAAGAAGAAGAAGUCGAUCUCGAAGAAAAAGAGUGCGUCCAACAACAACGUUUCAGGCUACAACCCUGCGAUCCCCCUGCCAGCCGGCAUGGAGGUCGUCGGUCGCAGCGGAAGCAUCAGGCGGUGAAGAUGGACACAGCACACAUGCACCCGCACACACACAUACACACACAAACCCACAUUAAUCAACAUUCUUUCUUAUGGUUGCCAUUAGCCAUUGGUGCUUGGCACUCCCUCACGCUCCUUUCCUUUUUCUUUAUCUUUUUGCUUUGCUUCCCCCUGUUACCCACCAAGUUCUCUGUGCUUGGAGUCGGAAA